This is a messenger RNA of Pelagomonas calceolata, 1964 nucleotides long. The record is from the annotation of a GenBank genome assembly. Lineage: Eukaryota; Pelagophyceae; Pelagomonadales; Pelagomonadaceae.
GCUGCUCUCUGGCAAUUUUGGCUGCCUGAAUACGCCGCGCGUAUGGAACAUUACAGCGUUACUGCACCACGAAGAAGUCACGAUGCCCCCCAGUAAGAAGCAAAAAACCGCGGAGGUCUACAACGCGAGCGACGGGCCGCAGGAGGACAACACCCGCUAUGCCAACACGCUCCUGGAGGCCUUAGCGGCGCCGAACCUUCUCCACGCUCUUCAGGGCGCUGGUGGUCUGGUGGCGAGUUGGCACAUCGUCGGCGAGCAUAAUGAGGACGAGGUCGACGUGCUACGCGCCGCGGUGGAGACCGCGCAAGCCGCGCUGCAGCCGCCGGCGAACGUGCGGGAGGCGGACCGCACGCACCCCCUCGCGAAGUGGCCCCUCGUGGGGGACAAGGACAAGCUGGGCGAGGGCGCGCCGGACUCGUUCUUCGACGGCCAUCUGCCGGAAGGGGCCGAGACGCUGCGGAAGGAUCGAUGGACGCCCCAGCAGUGGGUGAUCUACCUUCAGGCCCUGUAUCAGCGGCAGUUGAAGCAUCCGUCGCGGCCCAAGUGCUGUUUUUGUCUUAGCAUGCUUAGUUAUAUCGAUGGAGACGCUCUGGUGCGCGCGCUGUUCCGGCAGGCCUACGGGCCCAUGUGGUUGGCUGACGGCGACUGCGUUCUUGUGAACAGGCUGUUGAUGGAGGCCAUCGCGGACCGGACGGUGCGCGCGUUAAUGAAGGAGGACGAAGAAAACGGCAAGGAGCAGUGGGACCGGACGACGGUGAUUAGCCCCCGGACCGACGAGAAGGGCGUCGCGAAGUUUGUUGGGUGGGAUAAGUCGAGCAAGAACGACACGGCGGCGCGGAAGGCGGCCGACUGUGCGUUACAGUGGUCUGCCGAUGGCGUCGCUGCCGGUGUCUACAAGUACUGCUCUCGGCUGCAGAAGUGCGACCAUGCUGCAAAGAUCUGGGCGGACGUGACGGCGACGGCGAUGCGCCACGGGUGCCUUGUCGAUGGCGGCGUCGAGCUGCCGGGCGACGCCGCCGUCUUCACCGCAUCAAAUGUGGAGGACAAGGACGUGUCGCUGGCUUUGUUGGAGGACGGCUCUGCUGGGAGACACGGCCGUCUGCAGUUAUUGGUACCUGUGUGGUGUUCAGUUUUGAAGGCGAUGAUCACGAUGCGCGUCAUUAUUGGUAGGAAGAGCGUGGACGCCGUCUCGGAGCCGUCGCUCGAGCAGACGACGGACACGCGGGACGCGGUCAUGCGGCUGAAGAACUUUGAGGGGUCGAAAACCGCGCUCAAGAAGGUCUACGCGGAGGCGAAUCUUGUUUAUAAAGCGGAGGGCAGGGCGAAGAACAGCAACGGUUCUACGAGUUGGAUCGUCGUCAAGAAGGGCAAGUACGAUAGGAACAAACCCGAGGUGCUGCAGGGGGACCUCACCGCGGGCCUCGGCGGUGCGGAACGGAUGCGCAAGGCGGCGCACGCGGUUGCUGGACGCGUGGCGCUGCGGCUGAAAUGCUCUGCUGCGGACCUCGCGGCCCACUGCGAGGACCCGAAGGAACGCGCCCAGAUGUACGCGAUCAUCGCGGCCGCGGCCGAGAAGGCGCGCGAGUCCCUGCCCGAAUUGGAGACGAUCCCGUCCAAGACCUUCAGCAACGGCAUGAUCAAGGACUUCGAGACCUUCGCGGGCGCCGUCGAGAAGGAGCUGAACCUCUCGGGCCUGGGCUGCAUCACGGGCGUCAAGGGUAGGAAGAAGUCGCGGCCGCGGCCGCGCGCGCGGUCGCCGUCGCGGUCGCGGUCGCCCUCGCCGUCGAGCGGCCCGCCGAGGAAGAAAAAGAAGGCGCCGCCUCCCAAAAAAAAGAAGAAGAAGAGCAACGCGGGCGGGAACCUGUUCUCGGACUGGACCGCUGAGGACUUCGCGGGCGGCGUCAACGGGCCGUCCGCGCCGCCGCGGCGCCGGCGCUAGGAAUCUAACUUAGUUGUUGUCUGUA